AUGUCCCUCCUGCAGGAGGGGGCCUGCUUUGCCUCGUCAUUCACCAAAGUGGCAGAGGAAUUCACAGCAGCUGUGGCUUCUACACCUUGCAAGGUGUACCGAGUCCGCCGGACAAAGAUAAGGCACUUGCCUUAUUCAUUUCGGCAGAGCCUGGAGACAUGGGUGGAGAAGAUCAUGAACAGUCGAGUUCACUUAUGCAAAGGCGUGCCGCCUGAGCAUCCACUGGUGACAGCCAUUCUGGAUCCACCCAAGAAGCGGCCGCAACCGCGGAACUCACUUCUGGAUACAACGUCCCGACCGCUGCUGGGAAAGAUGCGCAGCAUCCAGGUGCAGAGUCUUCCCGAUUUGCGCGGGAAGCCACCUCCUGGAAGGAUGCACGAGAAGGGCUCCUCAAAGGGGAAGGGCUUCUUGCCCCUCGUGGAGAUACAUCACAGAGAGACGGAACUGCGACCUGCUGAGGUGAGAAACCGUGGCAUGCUGAGCGCUGGCGAGAUGCAUGAGCUUUGGCGAUGCGUGGAAUUGCAAUAUGCUCCGCCUUCUGGAAUGUGGCCGCGUAGAAGACUGGCCUACUGCCUCACGACGCGUCCGGACUUCCAGGAAGACAAGUGGCGGCAAGUCGCUCACGAAUGCGCCACUCCGUUUGCACCGAUUCCCCGUGAAACCGUCGAGCUGGUAACGUUUGUCCUAGACAAAUUCGUUGCGAUGUGA
Molecule: messenger RNA, 708 nt
Organism: Symbiodinium pilosum
Lineage: Eukaryota; Dinophyceae; Suessiales; Symbiodiniaceae
Source: the annotation of a GenBank genome assembly